Molecule: messenger RNA, 3060 nt
Organism: Clupea harengus (Atlantic herring)
Lineage: Eukaryota; Metazoa; Chordata; Actinopteri; Clupeiformes; Clupeidae
Gene: tctn2
Product: tectonic family member 2
Biological process (GO): protein localization to ciliary transition zone; smoothened signaling pathway; cilium assembly
Cellular component (GO): MKS complex
Source: RefSeq, a predicted model, not a curated record
GACCAUAGACAUAGACGCUGGUUGCCAUGGGUUCGGUAGCAAAACAAAUAUGGCGUCCUUAAACCUAUCGAGGACUAGGUAGCUGUUAAGGUUUUUCCCCCCACUAUGGCUAUGCAAUUGAACUUCUGGGGUUGGCUGCAAUAUGCUUAUGUAUUUAUUCUCGCUAUUCUUUCCAAAGGAGCAAACAGCAGCACUGACAAUAAAACAUUGAUUCCUCAUCCAGUUUACCAGCCUCUGGGUUCCUGUCCGUGUGAUCUCAUUGCAGACAUUUGUGAUCUGCGUUGCUGCUGUGAUAUGGACUGUUCCUCUCUUGCCAACCAGUUGUUUGAGUCCCAUUGUCUGCCGGGUCCCUUGGGUGGACAUGUCAGUCUUGUCCCGGACUACCAGUGCUCUGAUCAAACUUCUGAAAACACACCAGGCUGGUUUCACUUUCUGUGUGUCACCUCGCCAGCAGAAAACAAUCCACUGCUGGGACUCUAUUAUAGUGGGAAAACAGAAGCUCCCAAGGGUUCUUCAUCAUUUCAAAGUCCAAAGUGGACACUUCCCCUUUCUGUGGCCAGUUAUAGACAAGGACACCCCAUCUUCACUGCCACAGACAAAUAUUUGACCAUUCCUCAGAGGUCCUUGCUUGGCCACUGUAUGGAAAAUGCACCUGUGGUUUUCCUGGAAAAUGUCCAGACUGAAUGCAUCAGCUUCCCCCUCUCCUGCCCACCCUUCCCAACUGAUCUGGCAGUGGAUAUAAGAGACGGCCACGGAGGGGUAGUACCUAUCAUUAUAACUGACAAGUUGGUAGCUGAUCUGACUCCCUUUGUGUCAUGGGCCCCAAAUCCCCAAAAUGUGAAUACUGGAUCUGCAGAAUCCCAUCAGGUUUUGUGUGAGAAUGUGACCUUGGCCUUGAAUUACACUUUUUAUUGGAGAAGAGCAGGCCUUUCUGGCAUCACUCUGAAGCGCACCAUUGGCCAUGUCCAUUUGGACCCCCACUUGUCAUUGAUCACCAAGAUCUCUGCAACAUUUGUGAAUGGAGAUAUUGCAGCUCAACCUCACUCUGGAAUGACAGGUUAUCUAGUGGGAAGACCUGUCAUUGGUGGUGUUGUGAUGUCACCACCCAUGGUCAUACAGAGAGCCACCUUGAAGUCAUGGCAUUCAGGUGAAGAUGGGCUCUGUGAGUCUGCUGACCUGAGGCCUGUGAUGUUUGGGCUCAACUCUACCUCUGGCUGCAUGUUACCUGUUAGCCUGGAGAACUUCACUGAAUGUAGAAGGCUGAGAGAUGCUGUCCAAACCAUUUUAACAUCAUUAGUGACAUCUACGCUCAUUGCCAGGAAUGGAAAUCCUAACUUCUACAGCCUGGCUGACUGGGUGAAUGUUACCAGUGUUGUACAGAAUUACAGCACAUCUUUAAACCCUGGCUACCCUGGUCUGUGUGAGGGUGUGCCCUCGCAACUCCACAUUAUCAUCCACUGCAGUGCUGGACCACAGACAGAGAUAACAGCUGUAGAAAUCCAUCAAAAAACAACAACAUGGAGGUUACAGUGUGAAGUUGGAACUCACUGCCAGAGUCUGAAUACAACUCAGUCUUUUCCUCUCACCUCCUCUGUCACCUUCAGUGAAGAAAGGGUGCCCAGUGUUCCUCCCAAAACAAGGUUUCAGAUUACCUUUACAGAAUUUGAUUGUGCCAGGAAUGAUGUCUGUUGGCCAGAACUGCUAUUUCCUUUCACUAAAUACUACACAGGUGAGCCUUUUUCACAGGCCUUGGUUAAGAGCAUCACUUUAGUAUUCCUCUUCAUCAUUGCUUCUCUGCUGGGAUCUCCAUGGAGGCAGAUCAGGCAGGCAUGGAGCAAUACAGCAUUUUAAACUAAUAAAUAGAUAUUCACAAUAGGACAUUUUAGAGAGGGGCCACUGGUACAUUGUUUUUUGUACGUACAUUUUCUAUAAAACUAGUCCUGUUUGUUUUUGGUAAAGACAAUGUUAUUUUGGUUUUCACUGUACUGUAUGUACGUAUAUGUAUGUAUAAUUAUGUGUACAGGAUCCAACAAUGUAAUAGAACAUAUGUUUCAAGGUCUUUUCCAUUUGUUGGUGAACAAUGGAUUUCUGUGUAAAAAUUGGUUUAUAAUUUCUGUUCUGCAAGAAUAAAAGCAGUAGGAUGUCCAGAAUCUGCAUGCAUUUUAAAGAGACUAUAGAAACAGCUAUCUUGUGCAAUAAGGUUCAUUACCCCUCAGAUGGUAAAACGGAUAGUUUGUGGAAUGUGGAAUGUAAUUGGACAAUGGUGUCAAUACCAAUCUGUUUGGAAAGUUAGAAUCAGAAAAGUGUUAUCAACUUCUUAAAAAUAACACCCCCUUUAUGCAGACCAGAGGAAACCACUACUCUGUUUAUGUCUAUGGAAAUAUGAAAUAUGAAAUACUACCCUCCUUUCCCUGUGUGGUCAGGUAAAUACAUUUUGGUCAUGAACCUAAACCCUUCUGAUUCAUUAAGUCUAAUUUAGCUAUUUUUCGAUUUUCUUACUUUAAAGAAAACUUUUCUUUCAGGUUUGCAACUAGCUGAAAUGCUGGUCAGUUGCAAUGUUCGAUCUUGCUUGUUCGAUAACUGCCUGUUACCAAAUGACUACAUAGGCUAUGUAACUACAGAGACAGUAAAUAAAGUAAUCUAUUCAAUUCAAUUCAAUUCAGUUUUAUUUAUAUAGCGCCAAAACAGUAAAAUUGUCUCAAGGCGCUUUACAGAGCCCAGAGCCUGGACCCCCUUAGAGCAAGCGCAAUGGCAACAGGGGCAGGGGAAAACUCCCUGUAAGUAAAAAAAAUCCCCAAUCUAGUAGCCUGUCAUUCAUCAGGACCUUAAGUGAGAUUGAAAGGUUUUUUAUUUAUUUAUUUAUUUAUUUUACAGCAAAGUACUCUCUGUUCAGAGCACUUUCGUUCUCCCGUUUAUAGUUCUAAAAUAAUGUCUCCAGUAUAGUGGCAAUUAAGAUGGGCCUUAAGUGAGAAGGGCAGCGGUUUCUCUGUCUACAAAAGAGAUUGUUCUGUAAAAGAUUAAUUUUGUUUUCACUGUUCAUUAAAUAUGUUUUGUUGCUAA